This is a messenger RNA of Astrephomene gubernaculifera, 4048 nucleotides long. NCBI's taxonomy places the organism in Eukaryota, Viridiplantae, Chlorophyta, Chlorophyceae, Chlamydomonadales, Astrephomenaceae. The record is from the annotation of a GenBank genome assembly.
CAUCAUUACAAGUGACAUAUAGAUACUCGGCUUCGAAGAAGGAUACCUAUCGUCGCCCUCGGUUCCGUCGGACCAUCCUGGCUGUCGAUUAGCUGAGCUGACCUCCUAAGCAAGACGCCAAUCUUCCAUAGCCAGCUGGCGUCGGAAAGACACGUAUCGAGAACAUAUUCUACCAAGAGUUAUGCGCUUGGUUUGACGAUUUAGGAUAGGUGCUCAAUUCCCCGGUACUUCGGCUGAACUUCUGCGGACCCCAGGAGCCUAGCCUCAUGACGCUUCUACAGCGAACUAUUGAUGCUUUCCUGAUAUCAGUAUUCCUGCUGUUGGUCGCCGGUUCAUUGGUGCAGCCGGCAGCGGGGGCUACUGCUGCAUCUCAGGCAAACCUGGCAACGCAGUCGCUGCCAGUGGCGCAAGUCAGCGUCGUCGUUAAGGGCGAGAUUGUUGUCACCUCUGUGGACCCGAUCAGGGGCAAACCAGCAGCGCCUGUGAACCCCACGUCCGUGCUCCUGCAGCCCGGUUUCUUGUACCAACUGGUAGAUAGGCUUAGCGACGGCACUCCGGUUUCGGUUAAUCUCGAUUUUGACAGCCCACCGUCUCUAAGCACUGGAGACCUGGUGGCGCUUCCGCUGACGAUCACUGUGCCUUCGGAUGCUGCCGCCAAGAUCACCACCGAUGUCAGCCCCAGCACCCCUAGCAGCAGCCGUCGGUUGCUUAGGGGGCAAUUGAAAUCUCAAGCAGCGGGCAGCAGGAUGGCUGCUGCCGGCGUGCCGCAGGAUGAGGAGGCGCGUCGGCGCUUCUUGGCUGAUACCGCCCUGCCCCUCAGCAGCCUUGUCAGCACGCUGGGAAGUGCAGGCAGCAGUAGCAGCGGACUGAGCGCCAAGUCUGUGGGGGCCGCUACAGUUCUUGGCAGUACAGUCGCAAAGGGUGUGGUCAUGCCAACAGCUGGCGUGCCCCAGAACGUCUCCUCGCUUACCUUCUUGUUCCGGAGCAGCAAGUGCGGCAUCCGCACCGCCAUGGACCUGGCCCGCCUCAAGGACAACUGGUACGACCAGGGGGACGACGCGGCCUACGUGGCAACCAUGGAGCGGUACCACAAGGUUUGUACAUACAAUCAGCUGCUCUUUCCUCCAUCGCUCAACCUGGCGUUUGAAGUGGACAUCGAUUGCAAGGGCAACUACACGGACGUGGCGGGAAGGCAACAGCCGUACGAUUUGUUCAACGGCAAGGGCAACGGUUUAGACCUGGCUAAUGAGCUGGCUGCACUUGCCUACUUUGGAAAGCAGUACGUCCAACAGAACUACCCGGACGUCUACAGCCGCUGGAGCUCCUACCGGCGCAAGAUUCACUUCUGGCCCUUCAAUUACGGCAAGACGCCUGACCAGUGGAUCAUGUACGCCUCGGGACUGAGUACCGUUGGAUGCCUGCUAACAGCUAGCACCGACUGUAACAUCUGGAUGAACCCAGAUCAAAAUGACGUCAAGCCCGACAUGGCCAACGUCUUCCACGAAAUGGGCCACCUGCUGGGCCUCCAGCACUCCAAUUCCUGGCAAUGCGACGCCUCGGGUGCUUGCUCCUCGGUUCCCUACGGAGAUACGUCGGACCCCAUGGGCAUUGCUGACCAGAUUGAUCCUGACAAGACGAUCACAUGCAUGUCAGCGCCGCAGGUAUACAAGGCGGGGUGGGGUUCGCCGCUGGCCGGAGGCUCCUUCAAUGUUACGGACCUGGGCGUGGGUGUGUCCAAGCAUUACGUGCUACCAACGAUGGCCCUGACCAACAAGAACAUGCUGCGUAUCGUUGCCAACCAAACCGGCCUUGUCUACAAUGCAAACACCAAGCCAGAGCGCGCCGUGUACCUGUCGUACAGGGUACGGCAGCCACAAGUUGGCGUGGACGAUUCCGGGCUCAGAGAUGACCUUAACAAGCGUGUCUGGAUCCACCAGUACGAAGACACCUAUAACGGUUUGUCAGCGGAGCGCUCCCCGCUGCUCAUUGCCGUACUGUCCGACGAGCCGGAUCAAACGUACGACAGUUGGGGCGUACUGCGCAGAAACGCCUCACUCCUGAACGCCACGGCGCCCGGCGGCCCAGGCGGCUUGCUUGUGGAGCUGGUGAACAAGACGGACGCAGCUGCCACGGUGCGGCUGUGCGUGUUCAGCGACAAGGCCGAGAACAAGGUUGCUGGCGGCUGCUUCAAUGGCAUCGAUGAUGACUGCGAUGGACUGGCUGACGCCGAUGACCCGGACUGUGCCAAUAGCGUCCAGCCAGUCACACGCCAGUCGCCUCCGCCACCACCACCACGCCAGCCCUCACCACGACCGCCACCACCACCUCCUUCCCCACAACCUCUCCGCUCACCUCCACCCUCGCCACCACCACCAUCGCCGUUCCCUCGACCGCCGCCGCCGCCCCCGUCGCCAACCCCGCGGACUCCACCUCCUUCAUCCCGACCACCUCCCCCACGACCACCACCUCCCCAACCGCCAUCGCCGCCUCAACGGUUACCACCACCGCCGCCUCCGCCGCUACGACCUCCACCCUCGCCCCCUCCGUCCCCGCCACCACUCCCACCGCCAAAGACCAAGAAGCCGCCACCAGUACGCCCUCCUCCGCCCUCGCCUGCACCCCCGAAGCCACGGAAGAAGCCCCCGCCACCCCCCGCCAUGGGCGCUACCGUGAACUGGGGAACAGGGACAGAAGACUAUUCAAACGAUGACUAGCUCCCAUGCAUGGAGCGAGGUGGUAUGCAGAUAAAUGCUGUACAUAAGGACCCGCACAUGCGGGUAAGCUGGCGGUAAUGACCGCUGUUUUGUAGAUACGGUAAUGUGCAUGCAGGCACCGAUAGUGAGCAAAUAGGCAGCAGUCAUUAGUGGGAUUUGUAGCAAUCUUUCACAUUAUGUUUUCGUUUGUAAGGAGGAAAAGGCAUGGGGCUAACGAUGCCUGAUCGGUCAUCAGCGACCCCGCCUAACAAUUGUGGGCGCACGUGCGCAGCGCGCAAAGUGUUAUACAUAACGUGUCAUGGAGGUUGUGAUAGCGGUAGGCUGGACGGCAGUUAUAGCUAGUACAGAAUCACUUGCGCGUCGCAUACGGUAACGCAAGCACCAGCGCUAGGGCCAUGCAUGUGCUGUACAUAGCGGUGCGGCCUCAAUAUGUGGUAGACCAGCAGGGUCAACCAGUGUGGGCAAAGUAUAUAUGCUUUUGAAGAUAGAGCUGUUUGUUGGUGGUGCGUGCGUCUGCUCUGGAUGCGUGCCUUGUCGCAUAGGGUGUGUGGAAAGUCUGUGUUUAGGGGCGCACAUGCACUAAACGACCCAUGGGUCACAUGGCGCGGCCUUUCUGUGCAGGAAAUCCGUAUCCAGCAGGAUGGGUUGGGAAUUAUAUAGACAUGCGCAAGUGGUGCAUCUGUGGCAACACUCCCGCGGGACACGCGGGCGGUGGGACACCCCAAAAUUUUUCGCUUGUGUCAAGUGAUGCCCACCCCCGGUGACCGUCUAAUUGACCAGGACUAGUACAAGCAGCAGUGUGGCACGCGGCGCCCGUGUGAGGACGAGGCUACCGCGCUUCUGUCCCUUCCCUUAUGGCUAGGGUGUAUGCGACCGCAAGCUAGGGCUGUGACCUAAUGCGGCGCCCUACCGUAUGUGUACGGUAUGGUUGUAUCUAUUUAAGAUCGAGAUGCGGAAGCGAGCGGAAGUAAACUAUAUGUCGAGAUAUAACGCAAGCGGAAGCGUGUAUGGCGUAGGCUAUGACCUACUUGUUCUGGGCUAUGAUGCCGGCUGGGACUGCAGCCCGACGGCACCACCCACCUGCUCCUCCUUAGAGGGUUGCUGACCCGCCAGGCCCUUGCCGAGGUGGACUGAGAAGGGUGUCAGACCUGGGCUGGAGAGGGUUUGUAUAACCACUGGGGCAUAGACUAGGCCAGGGGGUUAGCGUAUAAGUCCGAGGGUAGGAUAAGAGUGAGAGAGACCUAUGCAAGUAAACCCUAUCGUGUACGACUGACGAGUCGUACCAGGUGUACGGACCGUUAUGGGUUGUUGACCGUUAGAGUAGCCGACUACCU